UUGUAUGUACAAUCUGUUCCGAUGGAAAAACGACGAUGGAAGCAGUACAAGGAAGAAAAAUGCUCUGAAAAGGUUGAAAAAUUCACUGAACGGCAGUGAGAUGACGAAACGGUUUAGUGGAUAUCUACAGAAUGUAAGUGCCAAGCAAGCUCACUAGAUUAUUAAUGGCUGAAUGUUUGUGGUUGAAAAUGUUGCCUAUUUGUGCAGAAAAUUUUGAAAUCUAGAGUUUCUAGAAUGACAUUUCCAGCUUCUAUGGAUUAAGAUUUCAUAUGCGGAAACCAUGUUGUUUUGUCCAUUUCUCGUUCAGACACCCUCAUUUUAGGUUCUCCCGAUCUCAUCUUUCAUUGGGGGAAUUAGCCCCUACCCUUCAACUUUUAGGGGGAUUAUAACCCCUCUAUUCCCUCCCCUGUGUCCGCGUUUAUGGGUAUCUGUGACAAGGGCACGUCGUUGACUCUGUGUUCUUUUUAGGACGCGCACGAGUUCAUGAAUAUCUGUCUUGACCAAAUGAAGGAGGAAGUCCAGGAAGCUUUGGGGGAGAAAUCUGAAGAUAUCGCAGCUAAGGUAUUUAUAGAGCUAUUGUAGUAGUGGUAGUAGAUUUAUUCAACCUCCCCGUAGGGCUUUUCAGGUUUAAAUUACAACUUACAUUACAUCUUGAAAUUUACAAUAUAAAAAGCGAAUAUCUAUUAUAAGUUAGUAAAAAAAAAUUAAAAUGUUAAAAGUACAUUAAGAACCAUGUACAUCAUAAAAUCUAAGAAUAAGUUCCUUUCAAAGCUGAAACGUUUGAAAACUUUUCAUGAAGACGUUUCUUCCCUGCUUUCUUAAAUUGGGGUAAACAUUUUAACUUUCAAACCCACUUUUGUUUUUCAGGUUUGUCCUGUGGUCAGGAACUUUGAAGGAUCUCUAAGAAAAUACAUCAAGUGUAAAGGGUAAGCCUAUAAUAUUUUCUCAUAAAGCCAGUUUAGGUCAUACAAAAAUAAUUUUCCCGACUAACAUAAGCAUAUUCAAAAAUUUUCGACCAAGAUAAGCAAGGCUUUCAAAUUUUUUCACCGCAAACAUAACAAAAGCUUUAAAAUUGUUAAAAUUGCCAACCAUUUCAUAACUUUGAGCAACUUCGACCAUAUUUUAUCCCAAACUUUGACCAAAUUUUCCUAGUUUUACCUUCAAUUUUAAGCAAAUAUCAAUUCCAUUUUGACCAACUUUGGGCAAAUACCAGUUCCAUUUUGACCAACUUUGACCAAAGUUUGAGUUAUUGAGGGGGGGGGAGGGGGUGUAACACCCCCCCUCCCCUAUAGCGACGACCCUGUCUCCAGCUAUUCAAAAACAGCAAUGACACUCAAGAGAAGCUCAGAUUGAACUUCCACUCAUUGAGUGUGAGUGAGCUUUUAGAAUACGGGCGAUAGUGUUUUUCCAUCUUGGAGAAUUCCCUGUACUUGUAUUUCGUUACAUAUUUGAGAAAUCUUUUGUUUUCUCGACAGAUGCAAAGACGUUGUGACGAAAGAUGAACUGUUCAACCAUUUGUCCCUAAACAUCCCUCAUAAUCAAUCGUAAGUUGAAUAGCUGAUCAGUGUUUGAACUUUGAAAGAACAGCCGGUCAACAGGCAUUGUCCGGUCAGUAUAGACAAUUCCCAUUAUAGACUAAUUUUUAUCUUGGCCAAAAAAGUAUAACUAAAAGUCUAUAACCACAUUUGGGCCGAAAAUGGUAGCAAUUUCCGCACGCAAUACAAAAGAAAGCAAAAUUUGCAAACUUUGCACGGGAAAUUUUUUACUAAACUACAGUGAGUCUGUCAUAAUAUUAUUGUGUUUUUUUUUUUCUUACAGACGUUCGCCCACAAAAGUACAGCUGACCAGAUUGUUGGGGCGCUUUUUUCAGGUGAGUGGCCGCAAAUGAUGACAUGUUGGUCUCGUUCUGAAGAAACCCAAGGUGCUUGAUAAAUAGCACUCCUUAGUGAUUCAAGGCGCUUUGUCAAGGUCAUUUUCCACUUGCCCGUACCGUACAUAGAUAUAUUAUAUACACUAGAUAGCGCAUCUGUUUUAGUAAAAUUGAAGCCAAGAAUAUUCCAGCGGUUACCUCCAUUUGAAUAGAUGGCGGCCAUGUUGGAGUUUCCCACUCGCUAUAAUAAACGCUUAAAAAACAACAAUAACUUUCAUCAUUUGAAUAGUUUGAAAAUGUAUUUGGAAUAGGUUUAACUUAAUGUUUAAGUACCCUGUUUAAGAAAUAGAAAACUUACGAAUCUUCUCAUUCAUGGGAAUAUCCUGAGUCUGCAAUCACGGCUUCAAUUUUUGAAUUGCAGAAUAAUUAGAUGCACUAUCUAGUGUAUAUAAGAUAUCUAUGGUACCGUACCAUGCCGUACCGAAACGUACUAGUGAGCAUGCGUAGAUUGAAAAGAGAUUGAUAAAUUCGCGUACUUCCGGGUGUAUUCGCGUAUAUCAAAAUGAAAAGUUGGCCGCAAGUCAACAUUUUGGCCUACUAUGGAAGUACCGUAAACCUCCGACUAUAAGCCCUGGGCUUAUACACUUUUGUAAGCGAUUUUUGAUGGGCUUAUAUACAAGGAGGGCUUAUAUGCGGGGGGCUAAUACAUGGACGAUCUUUUGUGUUAGUAAUAAACAAGUCAGACAUAAACAAGUCAGUCCUAAACAGGGAAUAAACAUGUAUUAAUAACGCGCUUUGAUUAACAUAAUAAGCUAUAAAGACAAUGACAAUGUUUUUAAAUAUCGUUCUCUGCUAUAUUAAAACGUAGUGGGUUACUGGCCUUAUUUUCGGGGGGGGGGCUUAUAUUCGGGGGGCUUAUAUUUGGAAUGAGGUGAGCGUUAGUAUAUGUGGUGGGCUUAUAUUCGGGGGGGGGGGAGGUUUACGAUAUUAACCAAUCAACAUUCACCAAAUUUUGAAAUUUCAAAAAUGUUUUGAUACGUUUCGGUACGGUACGCUUGAAAUGGAAAACUGGCUUUAAGCUCGCGCAUCGAACGCCUUUCCGGGCAAGCCUUGAAGUGGCCUGAUUUAUAUCGACUAUGGAUCUAAUGGAUGCAUCAUCUGUCAAGAAGCGUCUACAUUUUAUCCAUAAAAUCUGUGUAUUUCAUUGCAGGCUGAAGAGCUGGAAAGAAGUUGUGAAAAAUGCAAGUGUGCUACUGCAGUGCAGUAUCUGAAAAUACGAACUUUGCCCAGGUAGCUUAUGAACACCACCACAAAUUAUGAAAUAUUGAAUGUCAUGAUUUUUAUCAUGUUCUUACUAAUGUUCUUAAGAAUGAAGUUUUUAAGAAAAAAGUAUCUGAAAAUACGAACUUUGCCCAGGUAGCUUAUGAACACCACCACAAAUUAUGAAAUAUUGAAUGUCAUGAUUUUUAUCAUGUUCUUACUAAUGUUCUUAAGAAUGAAGUUUUUAAGAAAAAAGUAUCUGAAAAUACGAACUUUGCCCAGGUAGCUUAUGAACACCACCACAAAUUAUGAAAUAUUGAAUGUCAUGAUUUUUAUCAUGUUCUUACUAAUGUUCUUAAGAAUGAAGUUUUUAAGAAAAAAGUAUCUGAAAAUACGAACUUUGCCCAGGUAGCUUAUGAACACCACCACAAAUUAUGAAAUAUUGAAUGUCAUGAUUUUUAUCAUGUUCUUACUAAUGUUCUUAAGAAUGAAGUUUUUAAGAAAAAAGUAUCUGAAAAUACGAACUUUGCCCAGGUAGCUUAUGAACACCACCACAAAUUAUGAAAUAUUGAAUGUCAUGAUUUUUAUCAUGUUCUUACUAAUGUUCUUAAGAAUGAAGUUUUUAAGAAAAAAGUAUCUGAAAAUACGAACUUUGCCCAGGUAGCUUAUGAACACCACCACAAAUUAUGAAAUAUUGAAUGUCAUGAUUUUUAUCAUGUUCUUACUAAUGUUCUUAAGAAUGAAGUUUUUAAGAAAAAAGUAUCUGAAAAUACGAACUUUGCCCAGGUAGCUUAUGAACACCACCACAAAUUAUGAAAUAUUGAAUGUCAUGAUUUUUAUCAUGUUCUUACUAAUGUUCUUAAGAAUGAAGUUUUUAAGAAAAAAGUAUCUGAAAAUACGAACUUUGCCCAGGUAGCUUGUGAACACCACAACAAAUUAUGAAAUAUUGAAUAUCAUGAUAAAAACUAAUGUUCUUAAGAAUAAAGUUCUUAAGAAUAAAAUGAUAAGAAUAAUUGGGUUACGUGCACUUUAACAAUAUCACAAUCAUGUUACCAUCUCAUUUUGACUCUAUUUUAUUUUUCAAAAAAAUGGAUUUCGAUAAGGAAAUUGCCCUGCCCCACCCAUCCUUGCACACCCUUUGCCAGAUACGGGUACACUUCCAGUGAAUUCAUUAUUUCAGCAUGGUAUCAUUGGUAUGAGGGCUUACGUGUUUUUGUUUUAGGGUAAUUAUCCUGCAUCUACUUCGGAGCGAAUUUGAUCAAUAUAGAGGAACACAGGAGAAGAAUUCGCACAGGAUUCAAGUGGAUAGAUUUCUUGAAAUAGGUUCGUGUUAGAUAUCUUCUUUUUAAAUAUACUGAGGGUCUUCUGGGCGGCAUGUUGGUCCAUUGCAAGGUACUGUAGCCCAAACUAGUACAGUCAUGGCCAUUGUUCAAUAUAAGAAUCGACCAUCGGCCAUUUUCCGAGCAAGGCACCGAUAUGGACGUCUACUGAUUGCUCUGCGCGCACAUUGUAUGGCCGAUCGUUUUGUCACAUUAAUUUAACCAUUUGGGUAAUUUCUCUUUCAUUCUUGCAAAACCGCAACGAUAAGAGACUAUAUCCUCAAGUAUAUCUGCAAGUAUAUUAAAUUUUAAAUUUAACAAAAACCUCGCAUUGAAUUCAUUGUAGGUAGUUUCUGCAGCUCUGACAUUUCUGGACCUCCACCAUUUGUUCCUAAGAAGACAAGGUAUGUGCAUGUGAUAAGAUCACUUUUGGUAGAGCCCACCCAUCAGUCACGUUUGA
This is a messenger RNA of Paramuricea clavata, 4909 nucleotides long. The record is from the annotation of a GenBank genome assembly. NCBI's taxonomy places the organism in Eukaryota, Metazoa, Cnidaria, Anthozoa, Malacalcyonacea, Plexauridae.